Molecule: messenger RNA, 1340 nt
Organism: Sardina pilchardus (European sardine)
Lineage: Eukaryota; Metazoa; Chordata; Actinopteri; Clupeiformes; Clupeidae
Gene: npy1r
Product: neuropeptide Y receptor Y1
Exons: 3
Coding region: 186-1340 (384 amino acids)
Biological process (GO): G protein-coupled receptor signaling pathway
Cellular component (GO): neuron projection; plasma membrane
Molecular function (GO): neuropeptide Y receptor activity; neuropeptide binding
Source: RefSeq, a predicted model, not a curated record
GUGCGCGGUGCGCUCGUGUGUUCAUUGUGGUUAAAAUACCGCCUACACACCGUCAGGUCUGGUUUUAUGCAUUUGUUCCGCGGAGAUGCCUUCUCCGUUAUGCGUAAAGUUUGCCACACUGAGCCUAAGAGUUGAGACACCAUGAGGUGAGCUGCGUCAGCUGCAGUGUCCAGUCAGCCAUCAGCAUGGCCUACCCCAUUCUCCUGCCUCCUCUGCCGCCCGCCGCCCCCAACUGCUCCACCGCCUUAGAGGAGCGCAACUGCUCUUUCGCCAACCUGUCAGCCAUCAUAGCUUAUGGCAGUGAUGAGUGUGACAGCAACAAGACUCUCUUUGUCAUCAUGGCGAUAGCCUACAGUGCAGUGGCCUUGCUGGGUGUCGUGGGCAACCUGGCUCUUAUCCUUGCCAUCAUCCGACAACGAGAGAUGCACAAUGUCACCAACAUCUUAAUUGCCAACCUCUCGCUGUCGGACUUGUUGAUGUCACUGGUGUGCCUGCCUUUCACCUUCAUCUACACCCACAUGGAUCACUGGGUGUUCGGGGAGAUUCUGUGCAAGCUCAAUGGACUGGUCCAGUGUUGCUCGGUAACCGUCUCCAUCUUCUCGCUGGUUCUCAUUGCCAUGGAGAGGCAUCAGUUGAUCCUGCAUCCUCGUGGCUGGAGACCCACGACACACCACGCCUGCAUAGGCAUCGCUGCCAUCUGGACCCUAGGACUGGCCACUGCUGCCCCCUUCCUGCUGUUCUCCAUGGUAACGGACACCCCACUGACCCAGCUCCCCCCGGAGAUGAGGGAGCAUUUCCGUGGGAUGGUGGUGUGUGUGGAGGCCUGGCCCUCCAGGAGCUUCAAGCUGACCUACACCACGUCCAUGCUCUUCCUCCAGUACAUCACGCCUCUCCUCUUCAUCUUUGUCUGCUACUACAAGAUCUACACGAGCCUGCGUCGGCGGCGGAGCAUGAUGGAGCGCGUGCGUGAGAGUCGGCAGCGCAGCGGCGAGAUGCGGCGCAUCAACGUCAUGCUCUUCAGCAUCGUGGUGGCCUUCGCCGUCUGCUGGAUGCCCCUCAACGUCUUCAACGCCGUCAUCGACUGGCACCACGAGGCCGUCAUGAACUGCACGCACGACCCGCUCUUCUCGCUCUGCCACCUGCUGGCCAUGGCCUCGGCCGGCGUCAACCCCGUCUUCUACGGCUUCCUCAACCGCAACUUCCAGCAGGACCUGCGCGGCUUCCCGCUCUGCCGUCUGGGCCGCGGCCGGCAGCAGGAGGAGUACGACACGGUCGCCAUGUCCACCAUGCACACCGAGGUCUCCCGCACCUCGCUCAAGCUCGCCAGCGUGGACACCUGA